Messenger RNA from Mitosporidium daphniae, 1164 nucleotides. RefSeq lists its product as uncharacterized. NCBI's taxonomy places the organism in Eukaryota, Fungi, Microsporidia. Gene Ontology annotation, cellular component: cytoplasm. The transcript has 2 exons. Gene Ontology annotation, molecular function: cysteine synthase activity. The record is from RefSeq and is a predicted model, not a curated record. The coding region runs from base 1 to 1164 and encodes 387 amino acids.
AUGAACCGUUUCCCCAGUGUUCCGUUUGGAGCCUUUUGGCUCUGGUUACGGCGGCUUGGAAAUUCAAUAUAUUCGGCGCUUAUUCUUCGGCUGUAUUGGCAAUUCAGGCCUUCCCCGAUUAAGCGGGAUGGAAUUUUGGGCUUGAUUGGAAACACGCCGAUGAUUGAAUUGAUUUCGCUCUCAAACAUUACGGGCUGCCGCAUUUUGGCAAAGUUGGAGUACAUGAACCCGAGUGGAUCGCCAAAGGACAGAAUUGUGAUGCACUUUUUCAAUAAUCUUGUUAAGGAUAGGAUCCUUUCUCCGCCUGGAUCUUCUCCUGAAGCCAUGAAUAGAAAUACAAGCGUAGAAAUAGUUGAGGGAUCGACAGGGUCCACAGGCAUCUCUUUGGCGUGCAUUUCUCGGAAAUUUAACUCGAAAUGCACCAUUUUCAUGCCGUCAGAUCAAUCCCCAGAAAAGCAAAAGUGGAUGCGGCUUUUUGGAGCCAGAGUCGUGGUAACGCCUCCUGCUUCUUUUAUCGAUCCCGAGCACUAUUCAAAGCAAGCAGAAAGCUAUGCGAAACUUCCGUCGCAGACAACCCGAAUUUUCUUUGACCAGUUUGAAAAUUUAAACAACAACGUCACUGCUAACUAUGAAUCAACAGCACCCGAGAUCUGGUCCCAGGCGGCCGGUAAUAUAUCGGCAAUUGUGUUUUCUGCCGGGGGUUCCGGAACCGUGGUCGGUGUUUCCAAGUACUUAAAGGAGCAAAGGCCAGAUAUAAAGGUCUUUUUGGCCGGUCCCCAACAUUCUGGGGUACAUUCGUGCGUCAACACUGGCGUCUCUUUCCCUUCAGAGGGGCAGGAAGGAGCCCGAAGUAAACAUCAAGUAGGCUCCGCUGUGCAGGAUGUGGAGAUUAACAGGCUGGGCUCAAUUGUUGCAGAAAUCCCGCGUCUUGUUGACGAUUAUAUAAAGAUCAACGACUCCGAAGUGAUUGAAAUGGCAACCUUUUUGCUCCCUAACGUGUUAGGUUUGUUUGUCGGGUCAUCUUCAGCACUCAAUCUAGCUGCUGUUGUCAAAGCAGCACGAAAGCUACCAAAGGGGUCCGUCAUUGUCACCAUCUUGUCAGACUCUGGCUAUGGUCGUUGGUCACCCCCUUCAAAUGAUGAAUCGAAAUUCCAGCCAAAAUAG